Molecule: messenger RNA, 4464 nt
Organism: Folsomia candida
Lineage: Eukaryota; Metazoa; Arthropoda; Collembola; Entomobryomorpha; Isotomidae
Gene: retn
Product: protein dead ringer
Exons: 15
Coding region: 1164-2606 (480 amino acids)
Biological process (GO): regulation of transcription by RNA polymerase II
Cellular component (GO): nucleus
Molecular function (GO): DNA binding
Source: RefSeq, a predicted model, not a curated record
UACCAGCCAACAUCAUAUAAUCAUCACAGUUCGUCACCAUUGUUCAACAGGACACGAGGUUCAGCACCAGCAUUUAUUAUUUACCUCUCAGUAAGUCAGCAACGAUAAUAAGCAAGUCCUCUGAAUCCACUACCAUUUCAAAGCAUUUACUUACUCGCAGCAGAUUUAUUUAUCACGUUGCAUCAUAAUCAUCUUCAUCUCAUCCUCCUCCUCCCUUCUUCUCAGGUUUUGAGACUGUCCUUGUUGAGGUCAACCAAAUCAAUUUAACUACUUACUCUUCUGCCAACCAAACAGCAUUGAUCAACCUGAUUUGAAUAUCACCGAUCUCUUCAAAUUAAGGAAAUUAAUUUAUUCACCCAAUAAGAACGAGACUGUAAGAAAUUGAUACGACGAUAGUGAUAUCAUCCUGUUGGAUCAGGACAAAGUUAAAGAUUUUCGUGGCAGUUCAAUGAUCGUGCUCCCAUAUAAUCAUUCAAAUUUCAGACAUCUUUGAUCGUAUGGAGAGAGACGACUGAAAUCUUGCGAGUGCAUUUCUGUCUGUUAAAUUGUGUUCAUUUCACGGAGAAAGCAAUUUAUUCGAAUUUUGAAACUCAACUGGGAAGCUUAGUUUGAUAUAGUAAUUUGCAUAAGUUGUGAAUUAAAAUCAUUAAUUACUGCCUCUCAUAUAGUACUACAUUGAAUUUAGUAAAGUCAUCAAAUAAAUACAUCGCACCAGGAGUAAAACAACAGGCCGUGCAGAACGUUGACUUAUUUGUUUCUUGUUUAUUCUUGAGCCAAAGUUCCCUGACAUUUUCCAUGUACUCGAAGAAGCAGAAUAAUUUGUUACAUCGCUGACGGAACUGAUCAGCACUUUCAUUCAAAACUAAACUCGCCCGAUUAAAUUAUUCAGCUACAAGUCCGGAUUCUCAACUUCCCCGUCCGCACUCCCUGCAGAAUUGAAGCUGUUGAAGGAAGUCCUUAAUUUGUUCGAUCGAGCCGGAUAUUGUUCUCCACAUAUUGGGACAUGGUCCAAGGAAAAAUUGACUAGCUACAUCUUGACAAGGAAGGAAGGAAGGAAUUCGCAGCCCAUUUGAGUGGGUAUUUUUUCCCGUGGGGCUGAAACCAUUAACGCUUCCAAAAUUCGGGUGAAAAAUAGAGAUCCGGUCCCCUGCUACCCAUCUGACAUGGAGAACCACCAUGAAAGUGAAGUUGAAGGUUCUCUGUCAGGAGCAGAAAACGAGCACGACAUGAGUGAAGAGGAGGACGAUGACGGAUCCCGGAUUUCCAACAACUCGCCCCGUCCCCCUGAAAUUAAAUUUAACCCUGCAAUGAUUGAUCCUGAAAUGAUCACAAAAUUGAAACAGGGUGUUCCGUGGGCCACCGAUGAUGUAGAUCGGUCCAUGGGACCAUUUUUCUUCCCAUCGCCUCACGUGCUGGCAUCUCAGUUGGCAGCAGCAGCCGCAGCCGUUGCAAAGGACAAGGACUCACACCGAGACCGAUCGCCGCCCCUUCGAUUCACAGAUGAAGCCCACACCUCAAAUCAAACUCUUGGAGGCUCUGACUCUUCUACUUCAUCGACGUCUAGCCAGCAAACUUGGAGUUUUGCUGAGCAGUUUACACAGUUGUACGAGCUGAGCGAUGACAUGAAGAGGAAAGAGUUUUUGGACGAUCUGUUUUCGUUCAUGCAGAAACGAGGGACGCCAAUAAACAGGCUUCCUGUGAUGGCUAAGAAUGUUCUGGACCUCUAUGAAUUAUAUAAUCUGGUCAUCGCUCGUGGCGGACUUGUGGAUGUUAUUAACAAAAAACUAUGGCAAGAAAUCAUCAAAGGGCUUCAUCUUCCGUCUUCAAUCACUUCGGCUGCUUUCACACUCCGGACGCAAUAUAUGAAGUACCUGUACCCUUAUGAAUGCGAAAAGAAGAGGCUGAGUACUCCUGCAGAGUUGCAAGCAGCAAUUGAUGGAAACAAACGAGAAGGCCGCAGGGCGAGUUACGGUCCUUAUCCUGAUAUGUUGCACAUGUUUCAGAUAUCGCCAUUAAGUCUUGUUGGAGGAAGACCUCAAAUGAAUGGGAACGGGCAUUCCAUGCACUCCACAAGCCCAAACUCACCACCAAACUCUGCAGCAACGCCAAAUGCACGUGAUGCAUUAGCAGCGCUUGAACUGUCCAGAUUAACCUUGUGGAAUCUUUAUGGGGGUGGAGCAACGCUUCCAGAAAGCAAAGCACCACCACAGCAAGAAGCAUUAAAUCUUGAAGUUCCGACCCGAAAUUCCGAAGGGGCACAGACGCCGAAAGUACCUACUACAUCACACUCCAACAACAUCCCAACGUCUCCCCGAUCCACCGUGUACACGCCCGAGAAGGAGAAUGGAAAGCGGCAUGAUCGACAUGAUCAUCACCACAAUAAUAACAACAACAACCAUCACGCCGCACCCCCACCGCCGAAACGGUUGGCAAUGGACGACCCCGACACACCUCCAAGAAGCAUCUCAAUACCAGCCUUGACUGGGGCAAACAUCAAAAUAAAUUCUCGCGGAGAUGGAAGAGACUCAUCUCUCGUCGUUUCCAUGGAAAUCAAUGGAAUCAUGUACGUUGGUGUGUUAGAAAGAAUGUCUUCCGUGAACCGAUAAUCAUCCAGCUAAUCUCAUUGGAUUCUGGAUUCAUUCAUGGAUUAGUAGAAAUCAGACUACAUAAUUAUUAUACAAUAAUUGUAUUGUAGUAGUUUUAUUUGAAUAGAAGUCAACAGUCACCAGAGUCGUCUAAACCCUCAUUGCACAAUACAUUGGGUAGUAGAGGCAAUAAUCAUAGUUGGCAGACAUCACUGCAAUAUUGUAAUAGUGCAAUUCACUCAGAUUAUCUUCGGCUACUUUUUUCCCAUCUGCACUUUUUUUAUUUUUCCAGUAUUUUCAAUUUUUGUAGAUAUGCUGUGCCCAAGUUAUUUGAGUCAUACAGUUUUCAAAAGCACAUGCGAAAUUUAUAGUACAUAUUUUGUUGAAAUAUUUUAUUUAAUGGGCAAAGUGAGGAAGGAUAUAAUAGUUUGCAUUUUUAAAAUAAAAGGCUUAAGCACUCUAAUCAGUCAGGUUUAAAAACGGGACUUGAAGUUUUGUGGGAUGCAUUACUUUUAUUUUAUCUGCGUAUUUAAUAAUUAAAAUCCGAGUUGUUACAAGCAAUCAUCCUGCAUUUUUAAGAAAAUAUUUUAUACGACAUGGUUUAAAAGUUUCCAUUAUUUUGUGUAUGAAAUUCGAGUAGGAAGAAAUUAGGCGAAUUUUGAAUGGCUUUAUCAAGAAUUAUCCCGAGGAUGAGAAGUUUAAGGGAAUUUAAUAACAUCAAAAGAAAAUCCUACUCGACGAACCUGUCGGUCAAUAUUAAGUUAGCUCCAUGCAUUUCACAAUAUGAGUACUUUGAUCUCCAAGUUAUACUGUUCACAUUUUAACGCAUUUUUGACGGUCAACAUGGACUUGCUUCUGUUCAUGACCCGACAUACACUGGAUGUCUGAGCAGGUUACCUAGGCCUGGAUGGCACUUGAUUUUUUUAUUAAGCCAAGUGUCGGUUUUGUAUUAAUAUCAGUUAUGUGUGCUUAUCUUAGAUUUGUGUGAUUGUAUCUUGUAUCGUGGUACUUUUUACCUUGAGUCAAUUAUUCUGAUUCAAAAAAUAUUACCGUGCGGUAUUAAAUCGUAGUAGAUGAGUUAGUCGACAAUCAUUGUAUGACGUUGUCGAGUCGAGAUAGAAGGUCUGUCUGUACAAUUAUAGCCAUAACUUCCGCUUAUAAGGUCGUAGUCGAUUUGGGUUUACCUUAAACAGUUAAUAAUAAUAUCGUUAUUAUCCAGUUUUCUACUACCUCCAAGAAUCAGUGUGCAAUUGUAGAGUUUAGUUGGACUAAAUAUAUCCACAUGUAUACACAUCAUCAUCAUCAUUAAAUAAUGUCUAUGUAUUACUAUAUAUUAUGUAUUAGUAUAAUUAUUAUUAUUAUUAGCAUUACAUAUUGUUUUACAGUCUUGUGCUAGACAUGGUUUUGUGCUUCACUCCUAGUUUCACGGUGAUAAAUGAACUACAAAUACUACUAAUAGGAGUGAUGUACAGCACAUUUUGUAGAAAUAGUUCCCAGAUAGUUGUAGAUUUAAUAGUCCGAGUUACUUAUCUCAAUAUCUGUUGUGUUACCAUUACGAUAGAGUGCAUAAUUAUUUAUUGGAAAACUCGCAUAAUACUAUCUGUAGGUUGAUGUCUUUGGAAAUAUAUACAAAAGUAUUUAAUUUGUGCAUUUCAUGAUUUUAUUAUUAUAUUUUAUGUCAAUGCAAUUAUUCAAGGUACAAGUUUGAAAGGUAACAUGUAAUUUUCAUAUGUGUUAAAAUGUUUUGUAUUCUUAUGUUUUAAGAAAUGAGUUCCUGUGUCAUGUUGUUGUUUAUAUAAAUGCUUAGAAAAUAAUAGAGCUUUGACUUAUAAAAAAAUAGCCAGGGCGAUGGCAAUUAAAGUUACACCACGUUACUACG